Molecule: messenger RNA, 1638 nt
Organism: Haemonchus placei
Lineage: Eukaryota; Metazoa; Nematoda; Chromadorea; Rhabditida; Trichostrongylidae
Source: the annotation of a GenBank genome assembly
AUGCACCUAUCGCUGGCUCAUCUCAAAUCACCGAUUUCAUGUCUUUUGUACAAAUUUGUCUUUAAACGGUACUUGGAUGAGAGCACCUUCACGGACGAGGAGGUUGCCUGUAUUCUCAAUGAGGUAACCAUUGCGGUUCGUCGAUACGCAAAGUUAGGGAAUGUGGCUCGCUCCCGCAAUAGUAACCACUUUGAACAUCGGAACAGGCCCAGCAGUUCUAUGAGUGAUAAUGUUGACGCUCCCUCCGAAUCCGACAGUGAAGCAGAGCCUGAUCACACUGAAACGCUCUCAUCAGUAAAGCCUAACAGUAGCACACAAGGUCGCUCAGAUCAUGGUGUUGCUUCCGACAUGAGGAUUAGGCGUAAUGAUGACGAAAAGCUCGACGAAGUAGUGGAUAAAUUUAGCCACAUUUCGCUUGACGUUAAGGAGUCGGCCAACCGACACGACCCUACCGAUCUUCCCGAUAAAAAGAAGCUUUCUAACAGUGGAAGUGGCUGUGUAAAACAUAGCGUCGCAGAAGCGCGCCCAUUAAGACCUGUAGAGGUGAAAGAGAUAUGUACGAACGCCAGUAAGAUUCACCCCUCGAACCCCAAUAAGGUUCAGUCGGCUGAUUGUUCUACCUCUGGGAUGGAAAAACAAAAGCAACGAGAUGACGUCAAAGUUGCAUGUGUAGACGACUCAAGGAAUGUCGCGUCCUCUGCUCGCUAUCCAAAUGAAGGACGAAUCCGUUUAACUGAAUACAUCCGACCUUACGACGGUAUUAGAGCGUCAUUGACGGGUUCGCCCUCAAAAAAUUGUGACGGGAAACGUCUUAAUAGGCCGCUUGGUGUUACUUUUGACGAGGCUCUGGAGCAGUGGAUCGUCGCAGAUACGGAUAAUGAUCGGGUGGUAUUAGCUCCCAGUGGCAAUGUACUGACAUCGCCAACGAUGCAAGCUCCAUGUGCGGUUAUCGUUCUUGAGCCAGGCUACUCUUUUGUGGUCUUGACCAAAUAUGACAUACGAAUUAUGUACCACAACAAGAAAGAAUAUGAUGUUGUGAUUACACACUCCGGAUCUGCGAGAGGCUUAGCACUUACUCCGCGUGGAAACUUCUUGAUAUUGGAGAAAAUAAAAGGAUUCUGGAAUAUUUGCGUCUAUGAAGGGAAACCUAAGGCUAGGCUUGUGAACAGCGCUCCUUAUCCGAACAUCGAGAAUGGGCUGCCGUCGUUCCUUGACGUAUAUCGUGAUCUUCUCAUCAUCACCGAUUUGGGAGCGCAGUCUAUAGUUCGAUUUUCUAUUGAAGCUAAGACAGACAAAUUGAAGUUCGAGGAGCGUGUCUUUUUGGGAACGGGCCCUAAGAAUCGUGGUCACAUCGAAAUUAAGUACAUCAGCGGCGUAUUCAUUGAUGAUGAUGAGAAUAUCCUUGUUGCUGAUGCAAAGGGUCGCUCAUUACAGGUGUUCACCAGUCACGGGAUAUUUCUGCAUUCCAUCAAGGUUGUGAGUGGUGGCCUUCCUUACAUCAGUGGAAUUUGGGUCAACCGGAAUGGAUUCAUCGGAGCUUGUGCUCGUGCCGAAACCAAUGGUGGGCUAUAUGUCUAUCGCAUCAUUGUGCCACCACAAACGGAUUACAAAAUUCCAUCUUUACGAUCUAAAACCUGA